AUGGGGCGCCUAAAUGCGUGCAUAUAUGCGGCGGGUAGAGCUGUCGCGCAGCUGCAUGCUGAGGGGCAAGAUAUGGGCAGGGCGGCAACGGAGGACUGGUUUCGCCGGAAUAGGGAUUUGGAACGGGAACUUUUGGAGCGAAUUUCCUCCAUUACGCAGGAGCUUGAGCGGCGUAGGGAAAAGAGGAGACCAACUCCAACUGAACUGGAGAAUAUACGCCAAAUCCGACGAGAUGUGGGGAGAAGGAGCACCUCAGAGCUGCAACGAAUCCUUGAGAGGACAGUUCAGCGCAGGCACUUACUCCGUGCUCGAAUCGACCUGAGAGAGCAAGAAAUAUGCCGUAAAACUCUCAGGAAAAGGUUCCAGGCGCGGCCGAAUCUGAGCUUGCUCCAACCACACGCUGACCGACGCGACAGACAAGUUGCCCCCACCAUUUCAGCAGUCUACGACUUCUGGCACAAUCUCGUCGGAACGAAGGUCGAAUGUGACCCGGAAGCAAUACCGCUACUCCGCGCAUGGAAGGAUAAAAUGCAACGCGAUUAUCCGGCAACCAGCGCUAUCGAGUCUGGCCGGCAUCGGAGGACUUUUGACGCGGCCGUGCGUCAGAUUAAACCCUGGAAGGCUCCUGGUCCUGACGGGAUCCAGGCCUUCUGA
This is a messenger RNA of Gongylonema pulchrum, 654 nucleotides long. NCBI's taxonomy places the organism in Eukaryota, Metazoa, Nematoda, Chromadorea, Rhabditida, Gongylonematidae. The record is from the annotation of a GenBank genome assembly.